This is a messenger RNA of Phaeodactylum tricornutum CCAP 1055/1, 3189 nucleotides long. RefSeq lists its product with no specific name. Lineage: Eukaryota; Bacillariophyta; Bacillariophyceae; Surirellales; Neidiaceae. The transcript has a single exon. The coding region runs from base 1 to 3189 and encodes 1062 amino acids. The record is from RefSeq and is a predicted model, not a curated record.
AUGUUUCGUGGACUCAAGAAGCGACUAAGCCGUCACUCCACGGGGAGUACUAGUGACCAUACUUCGCACGAGACGGUUACGUCCUCACACGGCACCAACAGGAACACCACCACGAAUCGCCAACCUCCUUCCACCGCCGCGAAUACCGGCACCAGCACUACUACUGCCACUGCCACUGUUGCCCACCGGUCCCACUCGUACACGGUGCUACCGCAUGCGCACGUGACUCUUACGCAACCGUUACCGUCCCGCCCCAAAACACUCCCCUUUCGUCCACACCAACGCGCCUUGUGGCGACAAUCCGCCGCCGAUCUGGCCCAGAAGAGUACACACUUGCGGGCCUUUGACGCCUGUGUACAAGCCGCGGACGGGUCGCUGGAAGGAAGCGAUCAACAUGUACCUGUACCUACACAUGCACACGCGUCGCCCAUCGAUGCGGACGGGGGACGCAUCGAUCCCAACACUCAACUCCGCGAUUGUUCCGUUCUCGUAUCGCCCGAUGGGGAAUUGUUGCUCCUACCGGACGUCGCUCGACAACGGGCUUUUGGAUUCGUCACCCCAGUACCAGUGACAUAUAACGACGGCGACAACAACAACAAUAAUAAUAAUACGACGCAACCCAACACGUCACCCAGCAUUUCACCCAACGAACACACUGUCAAUAACCCCGCUCCUACUUCCCUGCUCGAUCACUCCGACGACGAACAGAGCGAAGACGAUGUCCAGGAAAUUGAAUUGCAUCCCACCGAAGCGGGCUUUCAGGCUCUCAUGGAACGCAACAAGGACGCCUACGAAGCAUCCGUCUUUGUCGGACAGGAUCUACACGCUACAGGUGACAAGGCACACAACGGCUUUUCCGCCAAGGGAUGGUCCAUCCCUGCCACAUCCUGGGCCUGCCAACAAACCCAAGCCAGUCUGCAGCAUUUACUUUUCUUUUGCGAAGCACUCGCCGUCGCGCACAAGGACACCUGCGCCCAACGCGCAUCGGCCUGCGACAAUCUACGGUCCGUCAAUCCCAGUAUGGGCGGACAUGCCCCACAGCCCACCCUGGCGUCGGCUCCCUCACAAGUACUGGAUCCCCGUUCGCACGAAUUUGAACCGACCUUGUCUCGCGUCGGGCCCUUGUUACAGGGUGGGUCCAGUCUCAACGCCGUCCUCGUAGCACUCGAGCGGUACCACGCCCAAGUCGCCGAUACGGAUACCCAACAUUGGAAAAAGGCGUCGCUGGACCCACAGGGUUUAUUGCCCACACUCCAAACUUCCCUGCAAACAUUCACCACCCGUAUCACUCGACGACAGCAAGCCUUGGACGAAACGGCACAACGUGCCCGGACAAUGGAAGACCGGCUAGUCGUUCUCAAACGACAGUCCGAUCACGCCUGGAACGCCGUUUACCAGGCCGAAGACCUCGUCACGAAACGUUUGGAAGAGAUACUGCAGGAAAAGUCACGACAGUACGAAAAACAACGUGUCCAGAAAUUGCGGCAGGAACGCGCACAGCAGCAAAAGGAACCAGAAAAGGCGGCCACGCCGGAAGAAAUAUGGAAUAUGGUGAACGCUGCGACGGAAUUGAUGGAAGACGGAAACUUUGAACCCAUGGAGCUUCUGUCCACUACACCGGAACCACAACCAAGCUCAUCGUCACUGUUGGAAGACGAUCAAAAGAACAGCGGCAGCGACAACGACGGAGAGACAACGACGAGUGAAGCAUCCUCCACCAAUGGCGGUGAGAAGGAAAACGGUAGUACCCGCGAAGGAUUCAACAUCCAAAAGAUAAGGACCGCCUCGCGCGACCAGAUCGAGGUGGAAGUUGGGUUGCCGGACCUCCGUCAAAAAGCAGUGGCCAGUGGGGAAGCAGUUGAAGACGCCGCCGGCACAUUGCUGAAUAUCCUCUCCAAUCUCGAUACCGCCCGGCGAUCGGCGCGGAUCGCGGCCGAAACAGCACUGUUGGGUGCCGGCAAGGCGCAAAUACAUUGCGUUCGCGAAUUGGUGGCAUUGGAACGAGCAACGCUGGAGGAGCGUCUGCGGAAUUUGGAAAACGUUGAAGUAGUUCUUGACGAGAUUGGUAUGCGAGACAUUCGCCGAGAUCUGGACAACUACAUCACGGUGGACAAACGCGAACGUGGUGGUCGGAGUCACUUGGGUGACGACGAUGACGGUGGCAUCGCUUCUGCCUUGGCCGUCUUGAGCAGUCAUGUGGAUGGACACGAAGGGUCGACUUUUGAGUCUACCAAGACUAAAGUCUCGGACUCGACUGCAUGUGACGCAGACGAGGACUAUAAUGACGAAGAUGAGAUCCGCACACGGAUCGAGUCGUCCAUUGAAUCUCUGUUUCGAGCAGAAGCCUUGCCUUCUUCCGAUACCUCCGAAACAGACGGUGCGCCUCAUGAAGGCAAAGACUUAUUGGAAGCCGUUAGUUUUCUGUGCAAAAUGGCUACGGAUCCUUCCUCGGCGGCGCAGAUGAGGCGAUCGACGAUAUGCUACGGAUUGAACGCAAAACGAGGAUCACAUAGACAGAUUCCAACGGCUUCGCAGUUUGACGGGCUUUGUCGCGUAUGCUCCGCCAUUUUGACUGGAUGCAACUCGGUAGAGAAUGGGGUGGCAAUCGCCAAGAUGUGCAUGAUGCUUUCGCAAACCUUCUAUAUGGAGGAAGAGUCCAAUGCGGAUCUACAUCUGGAGGGUGUGGACGUUCCUGGAUCACCAGGGGCAAAGGAUCGAGAGAAGCGUGUCUACGUUAAGAACAAGUUAAAGAACCAUGCUAUCUGGAUGAAUGACGACUUUUGGGACGAGGCACUUAGCCAGCAGAUCUCAGAAUCACUGACACACAGUGGUGUCAUGGCCAAUUUUGACAAGCGCACACAAAAUGUCAAAGCGCAAUCUCGACGGAAUAUCGAGUGGACGCAGACGGAAACGACGAAAUGGCACGAUCUUAACUAUACCGAACGAGUCGAGGCGGCAUCGCAAGUCCAAGCCGUCGUCUUCGCGCAACUAGGAGCUCUGGCGCAUUCGAUGAUUGAGUUCGGUUGUGGAUUGAAUCGCUCGUGCGCGUUUGUUCGGCGAAUGGCCAUUCGAAACCAGCUCCCCAGUUCGCAACGGGCGAUUUUGUUGCAGCACCUGAUGGCCCGCAACGAUUUGGACCUCCAAGAGGACAAGGCGUUGUCCAGAAAGGAACAGUUGAUAGACAGCUAA